Klebsormidium nitens is the source of this 2563-nucleotide messenger RNA. NCBI's taxonomy places the organism in Eukaryota, Viridiplantae, Streptophyta, Klebsormidiophyceae, Klebsormidiales, Klebsormidiaceae. The record is from the annotation of a GenBank genome assembly.
GCGUAUUUUAUCUUCUCCUUCAGGAGACACCUACAAUUUCAAGGCUACAGGCAAGGCACAAUGCGCAGGAUCAGGUGCUGAGGCGCAAGAGCAAUCCCCGUGCAAGCAACACGCGAAGCCAUUCUAUGUAGCAGGCCAUCAUACCAUAAGAUUUGUGGCAUUGGAUGCUGGCCAAUGAGAAGCCUUCUUCUGAAUCGCUGCAAGAGCUCUCGCAGUCUUUCUCUUUGAUCGAUACCCUCAGCAUAUGGAGGCGUGCGCGCUGCGUGCCCUGUGGAUCCUGAGCAGCUCCUCAGGCGAGGUGUGCUUCUCUCGCAAGUUUCCCUCCGUCGAGCGCCAGUGGCGGCAGCUACAGUCUGCAGCUACUGAUGCAGCCAGACUGGAAAAGCCCUCAAGAAGCUCAGAAGAUGGUAGCAAUCUGCAGCCUGAACAGCCCCAAUCUGUGCAAUCGGUGUCCCCAGAGAAUGCUCCAAACGGCAGUAGGCCGGGUGUUAGGACGAUGCCGUUUGUGACGCAGAGACUCGCUCCUGACCACACAGGCAGUGUAGCACAGCAGUCAGGACAUGGCAAACAGUCAGAUGGAAGUUUGGAGAUUGGUGGAAGGAUCCCGUUUGAUGCUGAAGUCGCCCGGUGCUUUCAAAAGCACCAAGAAGCCAUGCGCGCAAGCCAGGGUCUGCGGAAGCUGGGGAAUCCAGCAGGGACUGAUGCAUGGCUAGAUGACCCGCUGACUCAGCACGUGAUCGGCCUGCGCACGGAUGGGGGCCUGCUCUGGCCGGUCGUCAAGCACCACGCACAAGGGGCGUUCACCAUUCUAGUUCUCCCGCUGGUGGACCCUUUUGUCGUGGAAAGUUUCCAGGCGCUGCAGUGUUAUGAGUCUGUCAACUCCUCAAGCGCCCCAAAGAUUGCUGACCUCUCCACCUUGGUGCUGCUGACACCGGCCAUCACCAUGGCUCUCGCUGUCGCCGCCGCACUCGGUAACGUUCUGACGCCCCCUCCCGCAAUCCCCCCCCCAAGUGCGCCCUCCGCUGCUUCUCUCUACUCCUUCGGCCUGGUAGACAGUCUGACGGGCUUCGCAAAGAGCGGCUCUCAGAAAGGUGGGGGAGUACCGAGUGUUAGAACGGAACCGGCGGGCUCGUCAGCGGGGGUUCUUAGGAAGGAGGACAAAGAUGCACUGCGGACAUUUAUAGCUGGGGCCAUGCCUAUGGGACGGCCCCUGGACUUGAACCCCUCGCUGACGUCCGCCCUUGCGUCAAACGGCUUUGGCGCAGCGGAUGUCCCCCCCGCCGAUCUGACGCAGCCGUACUGGAAGCCCUACCUGUACCGCGGCAAGCAGCGCCUGUUUCUGAUGGUCAGGGAGAGGGUCACCGCAGCUCUUUUCGACAGACCAGAAGUGGAGGACGUCGUAUCCAUCAGCGGGGAGGUCGUAUGCCGCGCCGACCUGGAGGGCCUGCCUGACGUCACCGUGCCACUGUCGUUUCCUAGAGGCGCCAGCGUGCGCGCGCUUUCAGUUCAUCCAAAUGCACAGUCUCCCGAGCCCACCCCCUACGGCGCCACGCUCUGCCUGUCCCCUCCCUUGGGCCUGUUCACACUCGCCCGCUACCAGGCCCCCGGACGGUGUGAAAAGGCGCCCAUCCGCGGCUUCCUCCAGAUCCAGCUGCUUUCGGAGUCGAAGGCGGCGGUGCUCAUACGACUGACGCUAAUGGAGGGGCUCCGAAAGGAGAGCAGUUUGGAACACUGCACGCUAACCAUACCCUUUCCUGGAAGGACGAUUGUAUCGGUGGAAGGGACUCCCUCCGUUGGUUCGCUCGCGCCUCAAGACGGAUCGCUGGUGUGGCGGGUGGUUACGCCCGGGAGAUGGUUCGGGGGGAAGACCGGCGAAGCCACGCUCUCGGCGACCGUGCUUACAGCGCCCGGGUUGAAGGGACCGGGCACUACAAUGCCAGAGGCCGGGCCGAUGGAUUACACGGCCGAUGACGUGGAUGAUGACGCCACGACCAGCUCCGCCAGCCGGCCUGCCACGUGGGCCGAUCCGUUCGCCUGGGAUCAGUACAGUCAUGCGCGCGUCUCUUUCAAGGUUUCGGGCUGCUCCUUGACUGAAACCGCGAUUGACACCUCCAAGGUUCUGAUUUACCCUCCGGCAAAGGCCUCCGUCGAAGCGACUUACGAGGUCGUCGAGGGCGACUACAUCCUGUGGAACUCCCUUGGCAAAUCGCCCCCUCUGCAUCACCUUCCCUUCCUAGAACGGCAUGGAGCGAAUGCUUCAUCGCCCAUUGCGUGACCGGCCCGUUGAUCCUCCAUGAGCUUUGCCCGUCCUAGUAGUGCAUAACUUUGAUGAAGACGCAGACCCGGCGUCUCGAAGGAAAAGACUGGAGUUCUGAUACUUGUUGCAUAUGCGCACCGCCUCUUUCUGAUGGCAACCAUUGCCUCCUUCCCGCGACCAGUCAUUCUUUAAACAUGGUGCACUACAGACAUAUAUAGCAGGCAGCUGGCCGGGAUGGUGUACGUGGCUGCACAUGUGCAAAGGAGCUCGAAAAGUGCGCAUGCGGUACUGGCAUAGGUCCAGAGG